This is a messenger RNA of Hansenula anomala, 1002 nucleotides long. RefSeq names its product mitochondrial 37S ribosomal protein mS44 MRP13 (gene MRP13). The record is from RefSeq and is a predicted model, not a curated record. The transcript has a single exon. Bases 1 to 1002 code for a protein of 333 amino acids. Lineage: Eukaryota; Fungi; Ascomycota; Saccharomycetes; Phaffomycetales; Wickerhamomycetaceae.
AUGCUACGUUUCAUAAGAGGAUUCUCCACCACAAGAUGCGUGCUUCAAGAAGUGGCACGGGUAGAGGAAAACAAAAACAGUGUUGAAGCAUUUUUGAAAUACUGGAGAACUCCAAGAGACUUGAGAAUAUUGAUGUAUAGACCUAAACAUGCUCAAGAAUUACUUUCAAGAGAUCUAAUAGACCCACAGACUGAUAAAAGAGCAAGACCUUUGCAAUCACCAACUCUUCCAUCAAAAUAUGCCAUUGGUAGCUAUAUUCAACAAGUUUCUGAUCAAAAACAAUUACCACAAUUACAAGAAGAUUUAGAAUUGAUUGCCAAAAGAUCUAAUGCCAUCACAUCAUAUCAUUUAAAUGAAAUGCUCAUAAAAUUUGCACAAUUUAGACGUUUACAAAAUGCUUUAGUAUUCUUACACACUAAUCCAAGUAUUGAACCUGCAAGAGAUCUUUCAAAUUUCAACAUGUCAUUAUUUUUCCUAUAUUUGAAUCCAAACAAAGCUUUCAAAAAUAAAGUUAGCAAAAUUCAAAGAGCCGAAAGAGCUUUAAAACAAGAACCAGAUGCUAUUAGUGAAUUAUUAAAAUGUGCAAUCUUUGCUAAAGAAGGUAAACCUGCUCCAAAAGCUUUAUAUGAAAAAGUUCAACAAUCUAAAGUUUCAUUACCAUUUGAUGUUAUUGGUAAAUCUGUUGGUCAUCAACUUGCACUUUUAACAGAAUUUCAACAUACUUAUCUAUUCUUGAAAGCCAUUUCUCAAGAAUUAGGUACCCAUGCUGAUUAUAAAAUGUUGAGCUCAGUCAGAUAUAUUCAAGGUUUUAUUUUCCAAUACGAAGAACUAAUGAAGAAAUUGGGCAAACCAAACAGAUAUGAAGAAGUGUUGAGAAACUCUAGAUUUUAUAAAGUUUCAAUUAAACCAAAAGAAGAACGUCUUGCCCUCCGUCAAGCUGAAAAAGCUGCCAAAAAGGCUAGAAAAGCUGAAUACAAUGCUACCAGAGCAGCCUCAGCCUAA